AAUGGAAGCUAAUGAUAAAAUACUUAAAUGUAAAAGUCUAAUAAUAGCUAGUGGAUUAAGUAAACCUGUCUUACCGACUUUUGAAGGGAGUCAAGAUAUGAUUGGAUACGAGGAAAUGCCCUUAGAUGAAGAUUUUUAUAAAGGCAAAGAUGUCCUUAUUCUUGGUCACGGAAAUUCGGCUUUUGAAACAGCAAAUGCGAUUUAUGAAAAAACAAAUAAAGUUCAUAUUCUGGGUAGAAAUAGAGUAAGACUCGCGUGGGAGACUCACUAUGUAGGAGAUAUAAGAAGUGUAUAUAGUCAUCUAAUUGAUACCUAUCAAUUAAAAUCUUUGGAUGGAAUCUUGGAAGGGGAAAUAAAAGAUUUCAAAUUAAAAAAGGUCAAGGAUAAAUUCUAUUUCCAGACAGAUAAUCUGCCUGAUACUAUGGAUAAUUUUGCCCUAAGAGAAGGUUAUGAUAUAGUAAUAAGAUGCUUGGGAUUCAAAUUUGAUAAUAGUAUCUUUUCUGACUUAAUGUCACCAGCAUUGACAAAAAGUGAAAAAUAUCCUGAAAUAGAUGAUAAAUUUCAAUCAACAAACAUUGAAAACCUCUAUUUUAUUGGAACAACUGCUCAUUCUUUAGAUUAUAGAAGAUCAUCAGGAGGGUUUAUUCAUGGGUUUAGAUAUAUGAAAUUAAUUACUGUCAUUCUAAAGAGAAUUAAUGAAGUUAGUUCACUGUAUCAAAUGCACGGAGUUCUCGGUGAUAUAAUAGCUAUUGAUAGAGAUAACAAACAAUUUCAUUACUUUGAAAAUUAUUUAAUAUCUAAUUUGCAUAAUUUUGAAAAUGUUACCGGUUAUCCCAUAAACGAUGUAUUAAUUCUAGUAUUAAAUUAUGGCAAAACGUUUACAACACCCGGAAAUGACGUUUUAAGAAUAGACCGAGCUACUGGGGUCUUGGAGGAAGCUCAUCUCAGUAAUUUUCUUCAUCCUCAGUUUUACUAUUAUGAAAAAUUACCAACAAAAGGACGAAUGCUGAAUAAACGUAGAGACGCUAUCUUGCCAUUGCCCGAUAAGAUACACUAUAUCUUAGAAGAUUUUCACACAACGUGGACGUCUCCUACGACCCAUAUUCUCCCUCUUCGAAGAUUUUUAGAAAAUUGCACAAAAACAGAUUUAAGACAUUAUAAGUCUAGUGAUUGUUUUCUGUCGUCAUUUGUUGAUGGAACUUUUCCCAUUGAUUCCACCGGAGGAUCAACAUCGCGUCCAACGACACCUCGACUAACUCCGAGAUCUCCUAGGCAUACUGUCGUUCAUCAGCCUACCGAUGCACUUGUGACAGAGUUUGAUACUUUGUGGAGAGAGAUAACACCAACUGAACGUGAAAAAACAUAUCAGCCUGAAAUUUUACCUAGAACGCCGGUAAAGAAAUUAGAAAAGGAAGACUUUUCUCAAGAUUCAUCAAUCCGGAAUGACGAAAGGAAAGAAAGCGAUGAUGACACUCGUCGACAAUCUUUACAACCAAGUAGGAUAGAUAACUUUUUGUAA
Dimorphilus gyrociliatus is the source of this 1519-nucleotide messenger RNA. The record is from the annotation of a GenBank genome assembly. NCBI's taxonomy places the organism in Eukaryota, Metazoa, Annelida, Polychaeta, Dinophilidae.